AAUCAUAAGCUCUAUCUGUUACCCGUUUCAAGUGCUUAGACAACUCUAGACUUGACGACGAUCUUUCAACUUACGUUAGGAACUGAACAUUCCUGUGGUACAAAUUACUAUACAAUGUAAACUCGCAAAACCUUCCUCUACCAUAUGUAGCAAAUUUGGCAGAAUUCUGUUUGCAACAAUUAAACCAUUAACCAUGAACUUGGUGUCGUCUGUGGGUUUUUCGGGCAUGCAAGCACAUAUUCCUAAUCAUCCCGGGAGUUUAAACAAUGCCAUGGGAAACCAGCGCAAUCCUUUUGCUAUUCAAGACAUUCUUGGCCUUAACCUGGGAGCGGACGGCGUUGGCAUUAAUCAUGGAGCUCAUUCGGCUGCAACGGGAGCAGUUAAUGGGAUUGGACAUCCGUCCGGAGGUCAUGCAGUAUGUGGCAUCCGACCGGGAUCGGGAUUCUACUCGUCUGCCCACACUCCCAGCCACACAGUGCCGGUCAACGUCACAUCGUGUUUAUCCGCCGCUGCCGCCGAUCACGCAGCGGCUGCCAGUGCACACCAUGCGGCCGCGGCGCGAAUGUACUUUUCCAAUCCGGCCCAGCUCAUGAACGGCUACAUCCCCAACGUUGCUUCCGGACCCUCAUCGUUCCAGCAGACACAUGCCCAACACGUUUCUCCAUUCCUUACCGCGUUUCCAGAUUGCAGCGGCACCCGGGAUUCUCAAACAGCUGCCGGCGAUUCAACACUCGCGGGAGCAGACAAAGCCUUUGAUCAUAUCGGCAACUUAAAUAAUAAGAAAAAGAAGAAAAAAAGAAGACACAGGACAAUAUUCACGAGCUAUCAAAUUGAGGAGCUGGAAAAAGCUUUUAAAGAAGCCCAUUAUCCGGACGUAUAUGCACGGGAAAUGCUGUCUUUAAAAACGGACUUACCUGAAGAUCGCAUUCAAGUUUGGUUCCAAAAUCGCCGAGCCAAAUGGCGAAAAACCAACAAGUCUUGGGGCAACAGCACUAUCAUGGCAGAGUAUGGACUAUACGGGGCUAUGGUUAGACACUCACUGCCCCUACCGGAAACUAUUCUUAAAACAGCAAAAGAAGGAACUACAAACGAUAAUUGCGCACCCUGGCUACUAGGGAUGCAUAAAAAAUCCCUGGAAGCGGCGGAGCAUUUCAAAAACGAAGACAUGACAAACGGAAGUCGCGAUGGGUGUGACACACAACUCACCAGUGCAUCCAGCGAUGAUUUUGACGGUAGUCCCAUCAACCUGGCAGGAAAAUUUGGCAUGUUGUCGGCUAACGGUGCAGAUCAGCAAAUGGGCAUCGGCGAUACUAUUAUACAUUCACAGAAAAAGGAAGAAAUCCGUUCAAACAGUAUUGCAUCGCUGCGAGCCAAAGCACAGGAACAUUGUCUUCGUUUAAUGGGAGAUACCGGUGGAAAAUCCAAUAUUAACAACAUCAAUGAUCAUCGACGCAACCAGGUGUUAGCCAUAGUUCGGGAUGCCAAUAAGACGGAUGAUGAUAAUUCGGACUAGCCGGUAUAUGUAGAUACAUUUCGAAUAUCUUCAUCCGAUUUCAAUCGAACUGAAUUUACUACCUACAGUAUAGAACGAACGGCAAAAUCUAAUUCUUCUAGGCACUAAUUCUGCUAUUUAUGUUUAUAUAUCGACCAAAAAUCCGACUGAUCUCCAUAAUUAUUUGAAUCUCAUAUUUUGCAACUGCAUGAUUUAGAAUUACCCACAGGAUUAAAUCAUCUCUAUUGCUGAUUAUAUGUUUGUUUUGUUCACUGCAAUCAGUUUGAAUCGUUUACUGUCACAAGGCAAAGUAUAAAUAAGUAUUAAAA
This is a messenger RNA of Paramacrobiotus metropolitanus, 1821 nucleotides long. Its product is annotated as visual system homeobox 2-like. The record is from RefSeq and is a predicted model, not a curated record. Bases 194 to 1513 code for a protein of 439 amino acids. Gene Ontology annotation, molecular function: DNA-binding transcription factor activity, RNA polymerase II-specific; sequence-specific double-stranded DNA binding. The transcript is spliced from 5 exons. Gene Ontology annotation, cellular component: nucleus. Gene Ontology annotation, biological process: regulation of transcription by RNA polymerase II. NCBI's taxonomy places the organism in Eukaryota, Metazoa, Tardigrada, Eutardigrada, Parachela, Macrobiotidae.